GGAGCAGACUGUGACUGGCUCUCGGCUCCUCAGGAAAGUGUGUCUCUCAGAGUCAGAUCAGGAAGUAGAGAUCAGUGGUGUGAUCCGUGCGAAUCCAAACCGAAAGCAGCAGAGGCGCCCCGCUUUAGUCCGCGGUUUACAGCACAGGUCUUGUAUUCAAGUGUGUGACAAACAAAUGGAUGGAUGUCAUGCAGUCUGUUCCUGAAGGGGCAUUUUAUGUAUCUUCAGUCAAAAAAGACGUCUUCCGAAUAACACGGCAGCUUGCAGCCUGAAAUAUGUCGUCGUACUGGUACGUCAAAGAGACUGCGGAUCCAGGCGGCAGCACCAGCAGCAUGGAGGAGCAAGCUGGCGUUCCGGCGAUGGGAGCCAAGCAGUCGGCGGUUGGCAGCGUUCCCUUGAGUCAUUCGCCCACUCUGAAGAACAUCCAAGAGGCCUAUACGGACGGCGAGGACCAGAGGGCACGCGAGCUAAUCCGGCUUUCCUGCGAGAAUAACAGCGGAGCAGGACCAGAUGGGGUGCAGCUCCUCUGUUUGGUGGCUCAGAACGGUGACUUGGACGGCAUUCGGUUCUUGCUGCAGGAAGCUCGAGUUACGGUUCCACAGGAGCCCAGCGAAGAAAACCCUGCCGUCUUAGCAGCACAUCACGGACAUCAGCUGUUGGUCCGAGAGCUGCUGGACUCCAUACCACGUCCGUGUGUCCGUAAGGAUUUGCUGAACUGGAUGUUGGCUACGGCGUGUCAGCAGGGUCAUCUAGAGGUGGUGAAGCUGCUGGUUCAUACGUACAAUGCUGACGCCGAGGACUGCGCUGUUCAUUCAGGAGAGUUUGCCAUCAUCACCGGUUUGCCCCUGUACGCCGCAGCACAGGCAGCAAAUAAGGAGGUCGCGUGUUUUCUGCUGGACAAUGGAGCCGGUUUCUCCUCGUACACGCUGAUGGAUCACGCAGACUUCAGCAGGCAGCUGCUCAGACAGCGCCACCUGCAGGACAAAGACGCUCCUGCGGACGGGACGCUGCUGCAGGAAACUCAGGCUGUGCAUGUUGACUGGUCCGGACUGAAGCUGCCCUGGUUGGAUCUGGACUGGUUCAUGGACGUGUCGUCUCGGAUCACGGUUCUGGAUCUGUCUCGUAACUGUCUGAGCUCACUGCCGUCUGUGGUGCCCUGGGGUCUGAUUCAUCUGUGCUCGCUCAACCUGUGCCACAAUCAGCUGCGAGAGCUGCCCACCCCGACCUCAUCGCAGGAGAUCAUCUGCAGCCGAUUGUCCCAUGUGAAUGUGUGUGAGAAUGAGCUGGAGUGUCUUCCUGUCGGUCUGCUUCAUCUCGGCCAGUUGAAGAGGAUUUAUGUAGCCAGAAACAAACUCAUCAGCCUCUUCAACAUCCCUAAUGGCACGAACUGGAUCGGCCUCCGUAAGCUGCAGGAGCUGGACGUGUCCGACAACAGCCUGACGGACCUGCCCUCCUCCAUCCUGCACUGUCUGAAGGCCCUCAGCUCUCUCAACAUCAGCAGAAACAAACUCAGCAGCUUCCCCGACCCCUGGGCCUGUCCUCUGAACAUCUGCAAAGCUUCAAGCAACCAGAUAGAGUUCCUUCCUGACACCAUCUCCAUCUUCUGGAAGACUCAUCUGAUGGAGGUGGACAUCUCCGAGAACGUCCUGAAGGAGCUGCCCUCAUACAUAUUUGAGCUAGAGGCCAUCAUCUCUCUGAAGUUGUGUGGGAACCAAAUCUCCACUCUGCCCUCUCCAAACAAAUGGAAAUGCUCUUGUCUGCGAACACUAGACCUGUCCAGAAACCAACUGGGGAAGACGGGAGAGCCGACCAAAACCAGGAAACUGGCCUUCUUCACUACAUGGCACAGACGAGACCCAGAGCCAGUUUGUCCCAUUCAGUUUCCAGUAAUCCUGCGGGAUUCUCUGGAAGUUCUCUUCCUGAAUGACAACCAGCUGGAGUGUGUGCCGCCGUCAGUAUGUGCCCUCAAGAACCUCUCCGAACUCUAUCUGUCCAAUAAUCCAGGUAUCCAGGAGCUUCCUGUUGAGCUCGGGCAGCUCUCCAACCUCUGGCAGCUGGACAUCGAAGACCUGAACAUCACCAACAUCCCCGCAGACGUCAGGAAAGAUGGUCCGGCUGCGGUUCUGGCGUAUCUGCGAGCGGAGCUGCGAGGAGCAGAGCCCUGCAGACUGCUGAAGCUGAUGGUGGUGGGUCCUCCACGGCAAGGGAAGAGCGCUCUGCUGGAGGGGCUGCAGACGAGCAAACCCUCAUCCUUCACCAACACCGACCGCAGCAUCCACACGUCCGGCUGGGAUCUGGAGCGACCCGGAGGAGUGAAAUCUGCUGUUGAUUCAGUGUCCUUCAACGUGUGGGAUAUUGGUGGUCCGGCCAGCAUGUCGACGGUAAACCAGUGUUUCUUCACGGAUAAGGCUCUGUUUAUGGUGAUCUGGAAUCUGGCUUUGGGAGAGGAAGCCGUGGCCAACCUGCAGUCCUGGCUGCUCAACAUCGAGGCUCGCGCUCCUAACUCUGCUGUCAUCGUCGUUGGGACGCAUCUGGACCUCAUAGACACUAAGUUUCGUACGGAGCGCGUCGCCACACUGAGGGCCUACAUCCUGGCACUUUGCAGAACCCCGUCGGGCGCGCGGGCCAGCGGAUACCCCGACAUCACAUGGAAACACCUCCAUGAGGUGUCGUGUAAGACGCUGGAAGGCAUGGACGGACUCAAGAGGCUGUUGUUUCAGGUCGCUUGCUCCAUGAAGGACAUCAGCAACCCUGCUAGCUGUCACAAACUAGUGGGAAGACUGAUCCCCAAAAGUUACCUGACCCUGCAGGAGGCCAUAAAAGCAGAACGUCUGAGGAGAGAUGAAGUGGAUGAGGUCCAGUACCUGACGGACUCAGAACUGGAGCAGAUCAUUGAGCAGAGUCCUGCCAGUGAUAUUAAAGAUUACGAGGAUCUGCAGACGGCGAUCAAUUUCCUCAUUGAGACUGGCACCAUGCUACAUUUCUCCGACACCAGUCAUGGCCUGUGUAAGCUCUACUUCCUGGAUGCUGUGUGGCUGUCUGAGUGUUUGGAGCGGAUCAUCAACCUGAGGGGCUCACGCUCUGUGGCCCGUAACGGGGUCAUCAAGGCCGAGGACCUGCGCAUGCUGCUGGUGGGCACCAGAUUCACCCAGCAAACAGAAGAACAGUACUUCCAGUUCCUGGCUAAGUUUGAGAUCGCUCUACCAGUGGCCAGCAACAGUUAUCUGUUGCCCCACCUUUUGCCCCCCAAACCUGCCCUGGACAUCCACGGCUUUCGGCACCAGAGCAACAACUCCAUUCAGCGGCAUUUUAAGAUGAGCUUUGUUCCUGCGGGAUUCUGGGAGCGCUUUAUAGCCAGGAUGCUAAUUAGUUUAAACCAGAUGGACGUGCAGGCAUUCGAGACCAAAAGGCCCACGAAGAACCAGAGGAACCACAGUACGGUGAUCUACAGCUUUGCGGGGAACCAGCAGCGCAAUCGCUGCAGCACUUUCCGCGUCCGGCGCAGUCAGACCAUCUACUGGAAAGAAGGGCUGCUAGUCACCUUUGACGGCGGAUAUCUGAGCGUAGAGUCGUCUGACCUGAACUGGAAGAAAAAGAAAAGCGGAGGCAUCAAGAUCAUCUGUCAGUCGGAGACGAGGGAUUUCUCAGCGAUGGCUUUCAUCACCGAUCACGUUAACGCCCUCAUAGAGCAGUGGUUUCCUGCGCUGACGGGCAGUGAGAGCGACGGCUCUCGUCUCAUUGAGCAGUACGCACCCUGUCCGUACUGCAGCUCCGGACCCCGAGUGUCCGACCCGCUGCCUCUGUCCCGCUCCAGUCACAGCACCGUCCACUACUUCAACAUGGAGGACUGCGUGCUGGCAGCCGUGGACAAGGAGCACAUCACCUGCCCCAACCACCCCAAACAGCCCGUCCCGCUACAGGAGCUGGUGCCCGAGCUCUUCAUGACCGACUUCCCUUCACGGUUGUUCCUGUUGAAGAGUGACCUGCAGUGCAGUGAAGAUGCAGCAGAUAUCCUGGGACAGGGUGGCAGCGGCACCAUCAUCUACAGAGCCAAAUACAGAGGCAAUCCGGUGGCCAUUAAACGCUUCCACUUCAAGAAAUGCAAACAGCAGUCGCUCAACAGCAGCACAGACACCAUGAUGAAGCACCUGCAGUCGAUGGACGCGGCCCGCAGCUUCUCGGAGUUUCGUCAGGAGGCCAGCAUGCUCCACUCCCUGCAGCACCCGUGUAUCGUGGCUCUGGUGGGCAUCAGCAUCCACCCGCUCUGCUUCGCCCUGCAGCUGGCGCCGCUGGGCAGCCUCAACACCAUCCUGGAGGAGCGAGCCAAAGGUCUGACAUUAGGCACACCUGGCUACCAGGCUCCCGAGAUCCGGCCCGGCAUCGUCUAUGAUGAGAAGGUGGACAUGUUCUCGUACGGCAUGGUCCUGUAUGAGCUGCUGUCCGGCCGCAGACCGUGCAUGGGUCAGCACCAGCUGCAGAUCGCUAAGAAGCUGUCUAAAGGACUCAGACCGGCGCUGGGCAGCCCAGAGGAGGUGCAGUUUCACUGUCUGCAGACGCUGAUGCAGGAGUGCUGGGACACCAAACCAGAGAAGCGUCCCCUGGCCGCUCCUCUCAUGAGACAGAUGCAGGAACCCAGUUUUGCUUGUCUCAGGUACCUGCUGCCCUGCCAGGAACACAGUCAGCUCUUCUUGUCCCCGCUGCAGGGCCACAACGCCGUCUUCUGGGAUGGAAACAAAGACGACAGGAAUUACACGGUGGUAAACUUGGCCAAGGGGCAGGUGGUGGUGAAGCGGAUGCCAUGCCCGGGAACACGUCUGAGCUGCCAAAUGAAGAUGGAGAACAGCCUGUGGACGGCCACUGAGGAACAGGAAGUCUUUAUCUACAGCCUGAAAGAGAUGUGUCCCUUGAGUCACCCGCAGAAACUGCUCUCCUGUCCGGCUGUGGUAACCUGUCUCUUUUUACUGCCCGCCAGGAAAGAGUCUCUCCCGCAGGUGUUCGCUGGCAUGUCUGACGGUCUCGUGGUGGUUUAUUCUCUGGUAGACGACAUGCCUGUCGAAGGUGAGACUUACAUCUGCUCGCACACGAUCAACAAGCAUCUUCUGAACAUGGAGGACUCGGACCCUCGGCAGCGUCCGUACGCCGUGCGCAGCAUCGUGCCGGUGCACUCCGGAUCAGAGGUGUGGUACACUAACGGCCCCGGUGUGCUGGUCAUCGACAGCCUGGCGCUUCAGCCCAUCCGCCGCCUAGAGCCGUAUCUCCCGCCGUCCUGCGUGCUGUCCAUGGUCUCGUCUGCCAGCUGCUGGGGCGACGAGGCCGUCUGGUGCCUGGACGAUCACACCAACACACUUCUGAUGUAUCACGCCGCCAGCUACCAGAUCUGCGCUACAUACAACUGCAGCGACGCCAACCCGCUGCGGGACGUUUUCCCCGUGCAAAGGCCGGCCGGGGUUAUGACCCCUGUGACCCCUGAUCCUGAUAUAGACGAAGAGUCUCUUCCGGCCACCCUGGAGCCGGUGAAGGUGACGGUCACACACCGCGAGGACGCAGGAACACAGAUCUUGUGCCAGCAGGACUCGCUGGAUUACUGCUCCAUGACGUCCUCCGGCUUCAGCUCAGAGCAGCUGGAUCAGAUCGGCCAUUUCCCUCACAUCGAGCGCUCCAGCUCGGGAGCACUCAGCUCUCUGACCAGCUCCAGCAGCAUGCCUUUAUCCGCAGACUUCGAGGAGACGGACAGACCGCCAGACGAGCCGGUUUCACCUGAAUCAUGUCCAUCCAGGAGCGCAACAGAUCCAGAACUAGCGGCUCAAAGCCACACACCAGCGCAGCUGAAGGCCUUGAACAUCAUUCCUGUCAACAGCACCAUCUGGGUGCCCAGGCGUGGAGGAGACAUCAUGGUGAUCGAGGUGCAAGAGCAGGCGGGAGCGCUCAGGGCUCGUGUGAUCGCCGUGUUGACGGCGCCUGGAGUGUCCGAGUACGGGGCUCUGGCGGAGGCGGCGCUCAUCGCAAAGGACACCGUUGUGUGCGGCUUCCGUAACGAAAACAUGGCCUGGUGCCUGGCUGUCUGGAGGAGCUGGGGAGGCCGCGAGCUCGAGCUCUUCUACCAGGGAUACGAGGAGCUCGGCCGCUUGGAGAGCAGUCUGAGGAAAAGGAGGUAGCUGUGUAAAUGCGUGUGUGUGUGAGACGAAGAAUCGACGUUCUGUGCGGCGCACACAGAUACAGGUGUUGAACGUGGUUACAGGAGCAACUGGAGGGAAUACACACACAUAUGGACUGUUGCUGUAGGCAAUAUAAUCCUGCAGGACUCGGUCACAUACACAUUUCAGAUAUAUAUAUAUAUAUAUAUAUACAUACACAUCCACAUAAACACAAACCGAUUGAAUGCCACACGCGCUGGAUGCAUAAACAUAUUUAUUCAGCCCUGGGCAUUUAGAAGUUUGCUGAUAUAUGAGUACAUUAACUUUCAUGGACCAAGAAUGCAUCAGAAUUCAACGAAACUAAGGGGUUUUUGCAUUCAUUAGCUUGUGUGUGUGUGCGUGUGUGUUUAAAUGCCAAGAAAGAGAUUUAUGAGGUGUGAUGCUGGUUAUCCGACUUGAUCAACUUUGUCUCAAGUUAAUCAGCAAACUAGAUGUGCCUUUGGAUGAAGGAUGGGCUGUUUUAGAAGUGACACGCAAUGAGACGAGAACCAAUGAAAACGGCAGGCCUUGUGAAGCCCCACAUAGUGAGAUCAUAAUGGAGUGGAAAAGUUCCCGCCCACUUUUUCAGCAGCAUUGGUUCCAGAAGUAU
Molecule: messenger RNA, 6783 nt
Organism: Sinocyclocheilus anshuiensis
Lineage: Eukaryota; Metazoa; Chordata; Actinopteri; Cypriniformes; Cyprinidae
Product: leucine-rich repeat serine/threonine-protein kinase 1-like
Exons: 35
Coding region: 276-6155 (1959 amino acids)
Biological process (GO): protein phosphorylation
Cellular component (GO): cytoplasm
Molecular function (GO): protein kinase activity; ATP binding; protein binding
Source: RefSeq, a predicted model, not a curated record